Sporothrix schenckii 1099-18 is the source of this 1611-nucleotide messenger RNA. RefSeq lists its product as uncharacterized. The transcript has 2 exons. Lineage: Eukaryota; Fungi; Ascomycota; Sordariomycetes; Ophiostomatales; Ophiostomataceae. Gene Ontology annotation, biological process: protein import into nucleus. Gene Ontology annotation, cellular component: cytoplasm. The coding region runs from base 1 to 1611 and encodes 536 amino acids. The record is from RefSeq and is a predicted model, not a curated record.
AUGUCUCUUCCGCCGCAAGUCAUCCAGGUCAAGCGGAAGCGCACCGAAGAAGGCCCCGUGCCAUCGUUUUUGCGCAUCGAACACGCGGCCAACAAGCGCCACCGCAGCGAUGCCUUCUUCUACCGCCGGCACGACCCCCAAGCCGUCGCCGCCGCCCAGGCUGCGAAGCGCGCCGCCGAACUCGAGGCCGAAGCGUCUGGACGCUCGCCCAUACGGCCCCCGACGAUCCAGUCUUCCAAGAAGGGCGACGAGAAGAAGAAGACACGAGCCGCAGGCAAAGAGGACAAGAAGGAGGCGGUAGACGCCACGGCACCACCGGCAGGGGCAUCCCCGGCUGCCACCAGCUCGGCAAGCACCGUCGAACCGCGUCGCUUCCACCUGUCGCGAGACUCUCUACUCGCUGCUCACUCGAAUGCCGCUGCGGUGCUCGGCGUGUCUGCUGUGGCAGGCGUGCGCAAGCGGUCGCGGUACAGCAGUGCCAGUGGUGGCGAUGCGAGCCCGGCGGCAGUCUUUGUCGAGCGAAGCAGGCGGCAGCGGAGGCAGCAGCUGCGACGGAGUCAAGACAGGAAAGCUGGCGCGAGCGGACGCGGCGGCGGUGGUGGCCGUGCCGCUCUUCCGUCUGUCGACGAGCCCAAGCCCGUGGCAGCCAUGGCGCCCCUGCCGAAGCGACCAGGUCGGCGGGCGGCGGGCGGCAGUGGCGCAUCCACGAGUGGCGCAGCGACACCAGCAUCGGGGGGGGAUUUGGCAGAGACGGGCGACACGCUCACGCUCACGCCCACGCCCACGGCGACGUCGAGUGCAUCGGGCACGCCCGCGCUCCCACCUUCGCUGCGCAACCGCCAGUGGGACACCGACAUGGACCAGCUCACGCGCGAAAUGAACGACUAUACGCUCGAGAUCAUCGGCCGCAAUCUGGCCGCCCAGCAGAGCCAGCGCGCGGCCGCCCUGGCCAGGGAACAGCGCGAGGCCGAGCGCAGAGCGGGCGACUCGGACAUGUCCCGGCUGGCCAACGAGCGCCGGCGGGCGGCCUAUGCCAAGUACAAGCCCAAACCACCAGGACAGCGGCUCGCCGAGCGGCAGGGUGCGGGCGCCGCCGGCCGCCUAGACGACAUGAGCGACGAUACUCUUGAUGUCGAGGACGCGGGCGACGGUGACAACGACGACAACGACGGCAGCGACGGCAGCGAGACAGAUGAGGAGGACUACGUCACGGAAACGUACGUGCGCGUCCCCGGCCACGAAGCCACCCGGCAGGCUGUCGCCAAUGGGGCGGCCGUCCCCGGUACAGUGGGCCUGCUCGUGUUCGACAACGAGCCGGACCUCGAGUUCUUUUACGGCGUCGAGGAGGACAGCGACGAGGACGGCGAAGACGACGAGGACGAGAACGCCGAGAACUACUAUACGCAUGACUACCCGGAAGACGAGGUGUCGUCCGACGACGAGUACGGCCGAGACGCGUACCACUACCGGACGGGCAACGCGUCGGACCUAGAAGAGUUUGAGGACAGUGACGUCGAGGGUGGCGGUGAUGCCGGGGUCAGUGGUGCAGGGUCUGGAGAGAUUAUUGGGUUUCCCGGCAAUGUCAAGUUGACGAAGCCGGGAGACCUGUGA